UAACUUCAGUCUUCAGUAUUACGUUAAUAGUGUGGUUUGUGCUAUGACUCUGUAUUUAAUUUAAAAUAAUAACAAGUACAACUUGUUUAACAAAUAAAGUAUAUAUUUAAGCAGUGAGAUAGAAAAUUUGAAGAUAUAUAAGUGUCGUCAAAAUUUCUAGUUCAUUAAGUGGUUGGAGAAUAGAAGGAUAUAUUUUAUUUUACUUGACUCUAGGUUAUACAACCAUUAAAUUGUUAAGUGCUUAGCAGAGUAAAAUAGUACACGAAUAUUGUCAUGCAGCUCGAGCACUAGAACUACAAUGUCAAAAUGAUCUGAAGUGUAUAAUGGUCUAAUAGAUGCAAACCAGAUCAAUUUUUUUGAACUACCUUAUCUGCCACUCCAGUCAUUAUAUACAAAAGCCCACUGAAGUUUACGUUUAUUCUGGCUUAUCUACUCAGAUUAUUUUCGAAGAUCAAAAAUCACCCUAAAAGGGUUAAAAAGUCUAGUUGCUAGUAUCUGUAAUUAAUUAAGAGAUAUGUCAACUGUCAAGUUCUAUGCCAAAUGUGACCGUAGAACGAUUGAAAUUCAAUUCACCAAUAAAAAAUUUGGAUUCCAAAUAACUUACGACUGGAAUAUUCUCAAAUAAAUAAUUCUAUUAUAGUUUUAAUUAGUGUUUUUAUACCCCAUACAAGAUUGCUUCCACAAUGACUGUCACACGGGUGGCGGAGUCGCGCACCGAGUUCAAAUUAAAAAGCUUACCCGAAGACGCUAUUUCGAGCGUUAAAUUUGCACCGAAAUCUAACCAGUACUUGCUGGUAUCUUCAUGGGACUGUUCUGUGAGGCUUUAUGAUGUGACCGCGAAUAUAGAAAGACAUAAAUACAAUCAUGAACUGCCGGUUCUUGAUGUUUGUUUUCGGGAUGCUGUUCAUUCAUAUAGUGGUGGACUAGAUCAGACUCUCAAAAUGUAUGAUUUGAAUGCUAGCACGGAGACUAUCCUCGGAGAGCACAAAGGAGCUAUACGCUGUGUAGAGUUCGCAUCUGAACUUAAUGCAGUACUCACAGGAAGCUGGGAUGGAACAGUCAAAAUGUGGGAUAGCAGAGUUCCAAACUGUGUCGGCACUUACAAUCAGGGAAAUGAACGGGUAUACACAAUGAGCAUAGUUGGCGAAAAGUUCGUAGUUGGUACAUCGGGACGUAAAAUAUUUGUAUGGGACGUUCGUAACAUGGGGCAUGUAAAUCAAAGGAGGGAAUCCUCACUCAAAUAUCAAACACGAUGCAUACGAGUGUUUCCCAAUAAGCAGGGCUACGUACUCAGCUCAAUAGAGGGACGUGUGGCGGUGGAGUAUUUGGACAGUAAUCCUGAGGUGCAGAAGAAGAAAUAUGCUUUCAAAUGCCAUCGGAUUAAAGAAGGAGGUCUAGAAAAGAUAUAUCCAGUGAACGCGAUCAGCUUCCACUCCGUGUACAACACGUUCGCGACGGGCGGCUCGGACGGCUACGUGAACAUCUGGGACGGCUUCAACAAGAAGCGGCUGUGCCAGUUCCACCGCUACAACACCGCCGUCUCCGCGCUCGCCUUCUCGCACGACGGCUCCGCGCUCGCCAUCGCCUGCUCGCAGCUCGACGACUCGCAGAUCGAAGCCUCCAAGCCCGAAGACACCAUCUACAUACGAUACGUCACGGACCAGGAAACGAAGCCUAAAUGAGACGCGAUCGCGUGAUGGAGGUUGUGGCGGCCGAGUACUGUGACGACUCUACUUUUGUAAUCCAAGGAUCCCGGGGAAGAACGAGUCUUGCUACUUGAAUAAAAUGACAAUUUUAAAGAUUCCAUUUCAGUUGUGAAUAUCGAAGGGUGACUACUUCCUGAUUAAACAUGAUGUGAUAAAUGUAUGUUGACGAUCUGUGUGCCUAGUGCGAGUUUUUUAACGUUCUCGAUAGCGUAAAAGUUAACUCGAAUUUGUAUGGAUUUGGACCAGCGCCCCUAGCGGCAAACGUAGGCAAACAUUAUGAGAUCGUUAAAGAACUCGCACUAAGCACACUGAUCCCAGAACAAAAUGUUAACUAAUAUCGCUAAUCAGACAGUGACGAUGCGUCCUACGUUAUGCCUCUCGAUUGUGAGGUUCAACCCGCGACAAACAACUCGAUGCAGUUGGUCACGGAGGACACAUUUACACUCUCACUUAAUGGAUUAUGUUACCUGUAUUCUUCGACCGACAUGAUAUUUAUGAUUAAUGAGCCACAACCGACCAUUGUGAUUAAAAAUAAUAUUAGUAAUUAACUAUGUUUAAGUAAUAAAGUUUACAUUGUC
This is a messenger RNA of Bombyx mori (domestic silkworm), 2284 nucleotides long. It is a transcript of the gene Bub3, whose product is annotated as mitotic checkpoint protein BUB3. Gene Ontology annotation, cellular component: mitotic checkpoint complex; nucleoplasm; bub1-bub3 complex. Lineage: Eukaryota; Metazoa; Arthropoda; Insecta; Lepidoptera; Bombycidae. The transcript has 4 exons. The record is from RefSeq and is a predicted model, not a curated record. Gene Ontology annotation, biological process: mitotic spindle assembly checkpoint signaling. Gene Ontology annotation, molecular function: ubiquitin binding. The coding region runs from base 684 to 1682 and encodes 332 amino acids.